AUGCACAAGAGAGCGCACUGCUUUCCGCGAGAAGCGGACCUCGACGGCCGCGUCAAGGCGCUCCAGAAGACCAAGCCGGCGGCCAUCGACCUCUUUGCGCCCGACGCGACUCGCCACUUCUACAAGGCCAGCGACGCGCUGGACGAAGAAGCUCGGCGACUCGCCAAGCGCAAGAAGACGCUCCACUUGGAGAACGGCGGCACCUCGCUCGCGUGUUGUGUAGCGCUGGCUUACGCCGAAGAAACGUAA
Saprolegnia parasitica CBS 223.65 is the source of this 249-nucleotide messenger RNA. RefSeq lists its product as hypothetical. The record is from RefSeq and is a predicted model, not a curated record. The transcript is spliced from 3 exons. Bases 1 to 249 code for a protein of 82 amino acids. NCBI's taxonomy places the organism in Eukaryota, Oomycota, Saprolegniomycetes, Saprolegniales, Saprolegniaceae.